UGUACCUGAAACAAAAAUGGAGAGAAUCUAGAGUCUCUUUAAGACCAACUCAAAUCUUUUCUUUCUCUCUCUCAAAAACAAAAAAAAAAAAAUUUCGAAUGGAGGAAAGAGAUGGAAUGAGAGGAUGAGAGAGACCCUUCUUCUUCUCCCAUAAGUUAAUUUUUUUCUCGUUUGUUUCUGCUGAUAUCUUUUUGGUUGUCGAUUUCAGUUUUUUUUUUCUUCUUCUCUUUCUCUCUCUAAAUCUUCCUAGAGAGAAUGGCCCAGCAGAUCCAAAAUCUUUCGUUUUAUCGAACUUUUUUUAUAUGGAUUUUCUGAAAUUCUCGUCUUGAUGUUUCAGCUCAUUUUGGGUUGAUAUUCCCAGAUUCUUGAUUCCUGAUAUCUGGGUCUCUUCAUUCUUCUCUGUUCUCGAGCCUUUUCUUAGUUCUCAGCUCAAACUUCACUGAAAUCCUUUCUGGGUUCUUAACCAGGUUCCACAAACAUUAUUUGUCUAUUUUAAGGUAGAAAUGGGGGCGAAUAUGCAGUAUAAUAGCUAUUUCCCUGGAUAUUACUCCGCGAGGAGUCUUAACUUGGAUGCCAAUGGAAGUACAUGGCCCUUGAAUUUUGAUGACAAAGUUUCACAUAGUGGAAACUACUGUAACGGCUAUUUAUCUUCCAACUAUCUUUUAACAUACAACCAAGAACUGUUAAAGAAGACAAUGCUCAAGCAUGAAACCAUAUUUAAAGAUCAGAUUCAGGAGCUCCAUCGCCUUUACAGAAGACAAAUGGAAUUGAUGAGUGAAAUUAGAAGGAAUGAAAUGGAUAAGUCUUAUUCAAGGUUUGAGGCAUCACAUUCAGAUGCUGCAUUCUUUCAAACAUCAUCUGAACAGGUCCCGAAGACUUUUCAAGUCCCCAGAUUUAGCUCAAUAAACCCUGCAGACAGUCUAAUGUCUAUUUCAGGUUCUGAAAGGCUCCAAUAUCCUUUGAGUUCGGUACAGGGGAAAAACAUUCAAGUAUUUUCUCCAUACGCUACUAAAUCUGAAGUGUGUUCAAAAGAUUUUCUAUUAUCAGAAUUUAAUAACAAGAAAUUCGGGAAGAAAUCAUUGGAUCUUCAACUCUCUGCUAUUGAGUACAUUCAUGGUGAAGACAAGGUCCUUUUCAAUGAUAUAACAGUUUCUGAUAUGCCUGAAGUAUCCAGUCAGUCUGUGAAGAGAUCUCCACAAGUAGUGUACACCAGCGAUGUAAAAUCAUUUUUUGGAAGUGAUGUAUUGAACUCUCUUUUCCAUGCUACUACCAAAAUUCCUGCUUCAAUAUUAGAGAAUCAGGAAGGGUCCAUUAAAUAUUCAUUGGAGGAAUCUUUUCAAAAUACCCAAAAAAUGCCAGAUCUUGGUCCUCCAUCAAUUUUUAUAUUGGCGGAAACUGAAAGAAAAGAGGAGCAGUUAUCCUGUCAUGACAAGGCUGGUGAAAAUUUGAUCCAAGGGAAAUCCAGAUGCAGCUUAAAUCUUUUCCAUCAAGGUUUAAAUGAUGAAAAAUUGUUGUCUUUUUCUGAUCUCUUGCAAAAGGACUGCGAGCUAGUUCAUGAAACUCCAUCUUUUCAUCAGGGAAAUCAAACUUCAUUCGUUGAAAGAGCAAUUUAUGAUUUGGACUGCUCCAGAAGGAAUCAUUCUCCCUCAGUUGACAGUUAUAAUGGACCACAUGGUGCUUUUUCUGAGAGCACUUUCAGGGACCAUGGUGGUCCUCAGGCCAAUAUUACAAAUUCCGAGUCAUCUACUCUGGAUUUGGAAAAAGUUAGCGACUCUGCACGGAAUCCAAUUGCAGUUCAGGCACUGCCUUGUUUUAACACCUCUGUGCCUUUGGAUAAAAGACGUAGAUUAAAAAUAGGAAUGCCUGAGCUUGAUGGAGACAGCAAGUUGGUGUCUAAUCAUGGCCUAGCAGAGCAUAAAAGUUCAACUAAUACUCAGUCUUCAUAUGGUAUUAAUUUGAAUUCUAGACCACAAAACUUUUCUUCAGAGUUUGUGGUUUCCAAAGGUAUUCAGACAGCACAGGGGGUGAAAAAAUGUGAAUAUUCAGCCAGUGAGUUUGCUGUUGAGCCAAAGAAUGUCGAGGCAGUUGACUCCUUGAGUAAAAUGAUCCCCGGAUCUCACGACUCUAACAAGUCUUAUAUUUCUGAUCGACACUGCUCUUCUAGCAGCAACCCCUCAAUAACAUGUCAAACCCUGUUUAAAGAUGUGAAGCCCAAAGGAAAAGAUACAGUAUUUGACUUGAACUUGGCUUGUGAUUCCGUGUCCGAGUCAGAAAUGGAACUAACUGCAGAUGAACAUGUGGUAGAGGAUGGGGCUGGCAGGAGGAAGCAUGUAGGUUUUGGUUGCCUCUUUGACCUGAACUCAUCUAUAAAUGAUUUAGAUGCUCCUGCAAGUCCAGAAAACAAGGAGUGUUCUCCACCCAGAGGAGAAUCAGAUGAAAACCAAGUUGAGACACCAUUGAUGUUGUCUGGUCAGGAUGAACUUGAUCUGCUAGAUGAACUAACGAGAAUUGCAGCAGAUGCAAUAGUUUCCAUUUCAUCAUCAAGGUCCCAGAGUUCUGCCCAAAAAACCAGUUGUAAACCUCUUGAAACAACUUCACAUAACUCCCUACUUUGGUUUGCUGACAUAGCUUCCACAGUAUUAACUGAUUCAGCAAAUGAGUUUGGAUCACUUGUGACGAUUACAAAUGAUGACAGCUCUGAGGAGCAUCUACCUGAUGGAGUGGAUUAUUUUGAGGCCAUGACAUUGAAGCUGACAGAUACAGAAGUGGAGGACUGCCAUUGUAAAAGUAACGGCUUAAAGGAGGAAGAAACUGGUUCCUCUUCAUCUCCUACUCAGCGAAGGAAGGGUCGGACAAGGCGUGGAAGGCAGCGAAAGGAUUUCCAAAGGGAGAUUCUCCCAAACCUUGCAUCUUUGUCGAGGUAUGAGGUCACUGAGGAUCUUCAGAUUAUAGGAGGGCUCAUGGAAGCUGCUGGAACACAUUGGGAAACAGGGUCAAUGAGAUACACAGCCAGAAAUGGGUACGCGAGGGGAAGGAAGCGGUCUUCCAUUACUAGCUCCAAUGCGGGAGUGGGUUGCUCAGUUGAGUCACUGUUGAAGCAACUGAAUAGUAACAACAAUAAGCUGGUCAAAGAAGAGAGAAGUGUAGUAUGUUGGGGAAAGGUGACUAGGAGGCGCCGGGGACAGAGAUGUCCUGUUAGAGUUAGUAAUCCACACCUUAUACCAAGUCAAGUUUAAAAAAUUGAUACAUAAAGAGUCCAUUUUUUUUUUCUUCUUUUGGGUUAUUCUGAAUUAUUGGAAUCUAUUGUAAAUGUUUUCAAAGACUUGGACAUACAUAUAUGAGGUGUUUGAAUAGGAAAAGAAACCAUGACGUACUUGAGUUA
Messenger RNA from Humulus lupulus (European hop), 3382 nucleotides. RefSeq lists its product as uncharacterized. The record is from RefSeq and is a predicted model, not a curated record. The transcript has 4 exons. NCBI's taxonomy places the organism in Eukaryota, Viridiplantae, Streptophyta, Magnoliopsida, Rosales, Cannabaceae. The coding region runs from base 504 to 3236 and encodes 910 amino acids.